CUCAAAUAAACACACCCACAUCUAAUUGGAUGCCCUGCCCAUAUCAUCUUAUCGUACUUGAACUCUGAAGUUGUCUUUCUAUUGAUAUUGCACAAGUUUCUGUGUCUGCCGACUCGUAUUGACAGUUGAAGGCCACCUGAAGUUAAUAUAAGUGCUUGAGGCUAAACUAAAAAAAAUGGCAACGGAUGGCAAAUCUCGUAUCCCAAAAUUCUCUUUUGGGUUCAGAAGAACUACUAAAGUCCAAGACGAACCGAGUGCCCCCCUGACACUGGAACCCCCAAGUAUCGUCCGAAGUGCCACGCCCACUAAUCCCCCCGCAUCUCGUUCAGCCGAAUCAUCUCCGAAAGUGAGCCGUUCCAAAUCUCUACGGCUGCCACGCCCAACGAAAUACGGGCUAAAGUCUCAUUCCCAAUCGUCCAUUCCGGAACCAAAUCAAAACAGGUAUAAUGGUGAUAACGAUUUAGUGCCGGAUGUGAAAUCUGUAAAAUUGAAUAUUUCGCGGAAUUCGUUAUCCCCACGUGGGCGGAGUCUCACAGUUAGUGGUCACAUGAGCUCAUCGUCCAAUCAGAGCAGUCGAUCUAACUCUCCGAGUGUGUCCACUGCGAGUGGUGGUUCUGAGAAGCGGAGGCUUGUGCCUAAGAGUGAUGGAGUGCAAAGCUUGAGUCAGGCGGAUGAGGACGCACAGUUUGAGCGUUUCCAACGUCGCACGCAAUCCUUCAAUGCCACCAGACGAUCAAACCACGCCCGUAGCGACUCUCUGGGCAACGGGGAGAAACUUGCCGCCCCUCAAUUUGCACGCAAUCACCCGUCCAGACGUGCCAAAACUCCAACGUCAUCAUACAAGUCUACAAGUAACGGGCUACAGAUGAAGAAAAGCUCUGUGGGGGUCAGUGGAGGCUCUGUGGGGGGCGGUGGUGAUAAGGUGGCCAUCACACGGACCACGUCACUGGGGAAGGUGAAUCGUAUACAGAGAGCGGAGGAAGGAACGCCAACCAGCAAUCCACCGUCUCGUCGCUUCUCCAGUGAUCCUAAAGGGAAGAGACCGUCUUCAAUGGUUGGACGUAAUAAUACACCAGAUUUGAACACUCUUGCUCACGAAAUGACUUCAAACGACCAAUCAGAGUCCAGGAUAUCCCGCCCACCCUCCUCCAAGAUCCCGCCUCCACUUCGAUCACGCCGCUCACAAUCGGCACUGGAUCACCACCCACACGCCUACACACGUCACACACCCUCACCCAGCGCGGAAGCCGUAACCUCAACGACGACCUCACAAGCAUCGGGUUCAAACUCGUCCAACGAGGGUCCAGGGGUCAAAUCAUACGAACAACCUACCAUAGCAUCAGCUGCUAAAAUCAGUCGUCCAAAUUCUUCAAAUUCACAGUACAAAAUGAGCAGACAGGGUUCGUUUGGUUCACAGUCAAAUUUAUCGUCUGCUUCGGGCGAUUCUCACAAGUACGAAUUAAAUAAGAAAAAAUCGGUCACUAAUUUAGACUCUAUAGACGGAGGUGGUGGUAGCGGUAGAGCCACGCCCACUGGCGGACGGGGCACUCCGAUUGGACGGAAGAAAGGACCCCGGGAUUCGCUCGAUUCGAGUACCGUAUCGAGCACUACUGGCAAAGUGGGAUCGGGACUUCCCCCUCGUACACCCUACAGAGUUGCUCGUACCAUGAUACCCCCCUCGUCUGGUGCGGCUGGCAUCAAUGAGCUGGAGGGCUCUGUGCUAUUGGAGGCGGAUGACUACCUGAGAGUCUGUCACGAUGUCAAGGCACUCAAGACAUCGCUACUCAGACUCAAGAGGGAGAUACAGACUGACUCCUCGAGUCCUAUGGCCACGGGGGUGGGGGGUAGCAGUAGAGUGGGGCGGAGUCGUACCUCCCCCAACACUGAUGCUAGCGGCUCUACUCUGACUGACCUCAAGAAAAAACUUAAGCAAGUCACUUCAGAUCGUGACAAAGCUCUCGAAGAAGUUGGUUCUCUAAAGAAAGAUAAUACUUCGCUAUCGUCUAAAGUGGACGUAUUGACCUCUGACCUCUCGUCCCUUAAAGAAACCCACUCAAAACUAGAGGUGGAGUCCCGUCAGAUCGAAGGUCAUCGUGACAUGCUCCUGGAUAAAGUGGAAAGACUGCACGCAGACAAUCACAAGCUGGAAAACAGGUUGAUGUCCUACGAGAAGGCUAGUAUCUACGAGCAGACAAUCUCUGAUAGCUGGUUGGACGAAUUAGACGGCGACGAAUCUCUGGCCGAUAUAGAGGAGGAUGAAAUGGAGUACGAAGGUCACAGUUCAGAGGUCAACGAUCAUAUAACUUGAACGCAGCUCUUAGACUAUAAUGUUCAUACUAUUUAUACAUGUUGUGCAAUUAAUUUAGCGUAUUAUUCGAAUCAUCUCAUAAUCUCAUAAUUAUACCAUGACGUGG
Messenger RNA from Halichondria panicea, 2414 nucleotides. RefSeq lists its product as uncharacterized. Bases 176 to 2308 code for a protein of 710 amino acids. The transcript has 9 exons. The record is from RefSeq and is a predicted model, not a curated record. Lineage: Eukaryota; Metazoa; Porifera; Demospongiae; Suberitida; Halichondriidae.